Diutina rugosa is the source of this 456-nucleotide messenger RNA. RefSeq lists its product as uncharacterized. The record is from RefSeq and is a predicted model, not a curated record. The transcript has a single exon. NCBI's taxonomy places the organism in Eukaryota, Fungi, Ascomycota, Pichiomycetes, Serinales, Debaryomycetaceae. The coding region runs from base 1 to 456 and encodes 151 amino acids.
AUGCUCUCCUUGCUUACCCUUGCCUCGAUCGCCUCGCUCGCCACCGCCGCCAACGUCAACGAGUUCAAGUCGUGGUUGACCACCGUCGACUCCGAGGUGUUUGUCACCGCCGAGGCGACCAAGAUGGUGUCGUUCCUCUACGACUUGGGCAUGCUCGAAGCCUCGGAAACCUCGGGUUACGCCCUGGUGUACUCGAAGGUGUACGAGUCGUUCUCGGGGGUGGUGCCGGUAUCGGCCACCCAGGACAUCGAGGACAUGUACGCCUCGGCCACCGACGCCGCCACCGACGCCGCCACUGACGCUGCCACUGACGCUACUACGUUGCAAUCGAAGUCGUCGGCGUCGGAAACUACCAAGCUGGCCGACCCGGAAGUGCCCGUGCAACUGGCCAACGGCGGCCACCGCGUCGCCGUCCCCGUGGCGUGCAUGGCCGCUGCCGGCGUCGCCAUGUUGUGA